AUGCCGAAGCUUUUCGUGGAGCGGGACUAUGUGGAUCAGGAGUUGGCGAAGCUGCGGCGCGAGAUGAGCGACCUCAAGGCUGAGCUUCGCUCCAGGCUUGGCGAACAGUUCGGCAACCAGAAUCCGAAUUGGAAUGACCCGAAGUCUUCGAAGAGGCAGCUGGAGGAGGAGGUGGGCAUCACCAUCUCGGGCAGCGAGGAGCCUGGCGAUGAGAAGGAUCCAAGCGAGGAGAUUGUUUUUUGGGUCGCUGAGGAGGUUUGCUUCGACAGGAAGAGUGCGUGGAGCAUCCCAUUAGUUCUCUCUUGGAGCCACGCAAGUGACAGCGUCUUCGCGUGUUUGCUGCUUCUGCUGAAUGCCUCCAUGCAGAUCCUUUUCAUCGUCAUCCUCUUAUCUCCAGAGUUCCUUGGUGAAGACUUCUCUGAGCAGCUGGAGAGUGCGAAAGAGUGGCGCCGAAGCUUUGCUCACGACUACCUCUACGUGGACUUAGCGGAGAAGAGCCUUGCGACCAAGGUCUGCGAUGAAGAUGGCUCUCUGAUCUUCUCCACUGCGCAGGUGGCACUUGUUGGUGAGAUCAACAGCUACCUUGCCCUUAGCAAGUUUGGGGAGGAGGCUUUUCAAUUGCCAUCCUUCCAGCCGGGUGUCUUGCUGUCGGUCUUGUGCAUCCUGCUCUGGAACAUCUGCGUCUUCAGGGAGUUGCGGAGCAUCUGGUAUGUCCUGAAGGGCAUUUUGUUGGGCAGCGCGUGGUCCAAAGCACGGCUUUCUCGAUCCAAUUCUGUGCAAGAGCUCUGGCAGCUGUCUUGGCAGCGAGGUCUUGUGAUGUCCUGUGUAUGCCUUGGCCGCAUCUGCGUGGCCUGUGCCUUGCUGAUCUCGGGUUGUAUUUGGUUGGGACGCACCACCUCGAUUACGGAGCUGAUGCUCAACUCCGUGGCCUUGGAAUCCGUCUUGCAUGUGGACGAGUUCAUCUUCUCGGCUUUGGUGCCCACGAACCUGCAGCAGAAGAUCCAAACACUGCAGCCCGUGAAGAUCAAGAAAAGCCGUCGCUGUCCGAGCUUGGAGAACGUGGUGCUCUUCUCGGCGCUCUCGGCUGCUCUGCUCCUUCCUUACCUCCUCAUCCUGGCCCCGUUGAAAGAGACCAUGCUUCAGGUGAAGUACGAACUCUGCGGAGGGGAACAGCGGUUUGCCAUGGGCUUUAAGGACGGCAUCGUGCGGGAAUUCGUCACCCAGCCCGCCGAAAGCAACAUCACGGCAAACAGAUACAUCGAGAGGGCAGUGCAGGAAAAGGCAUUCCCGGAAGAUUUUGCCCUAAAGCUUGCCGUUCCGGUUCUGGAGCCGGAUAUCUCUCGCAUGCGCUCGAUGAUGAACCAAGAGUACGUCGAUUGGAAAAGGGAAUCUGCGGAUUGCCCCGCUGACAGCAAUGGGAGCUCAAUGGCCGAUUUCCUUGCAGCUGCAGCCUUCGAGGUUGGCUACACCGGAAACAGAAGUUGCGAAGCUUUGAAGAGAUACUGCAGCGAUUCAGACAGUUUUGAUAUUGACACUUCUUCUAGAUUGUAUUCGACAGCAGCAACAUGGCUGCGCUUCGCCUGCCCCAGAGCUUGCGGAUGUACGGAUCCCAAUUCUUCGCCGGUUUACAGGACUCCACGCCAUGGCUGCCGCAGGUCUUGCAUCCAGGAGAGGUAUGGCUUCUCCAUGUUUUCGGCGAGUCCUCUCUUCGGCCGGCUCCCAAGCUUCCCCGCGGCCUGCAAAGAUACUCUUCCCGAACACAACGCUUGGCGCCACUUCUGGGGCAACGCUGCUUUUAUGUCAGCCGCACAUCUGAAUUCUGCUAUGCUUUACGAAAGUGCAAUGCUCCGUUCACUUGUGGGAGCCGCAAUGGAAGUGGGCUGCCCCGUUCUGACCGUCGCUCCCACCGACUUUGCUGGGAACCUCUUAUGCAGAGGGACUGUCUAUUCCCUGCCCUUGGCAUGGUGGUGUCCGGAGACCUGUGGUUGCGCAUCUUCUGGCAACGCCGAAAGAGACCGCUUCUGCUUUGGGUAUGACUACUGUCCCAUGCACGUACUGGAGACAGACACGACGGCGGCUUGGGAGUUCAUCCGGAAGUACGAUGUUUUGAGAGUGCUCAUGAAUCCGGAGGUCAUUCCAUAUUCCUUGUAG
Molecule: messenger RNA, 2151 nt
Organism: Symbiodinium sp. CCMP2456
Lineage: Eukaryota; Dinophyceae; Suessiales; Symbiodiniaceae
Source: the annotation of a GenBank genome assembly